AUGAAUCAAGUGUCGAACUUUGCCGUCGGCGUUGUUAAUGUCUGUGCAUAUACUAUCAUGUUCGGUACAUUGUUUGUGAAAGGAACCUUGACUUUCAAAAAUAACAACGAGAUUCGUAUGACAUUGCAAGCUGCAGUGGUAUCACUAUUCGAGUUAAUUUUCUUUCUUUAUUGGGAGUACGGUCCUACAUCAGGACUUCCUGAGUUCUGGAGGCGCGUAUGUGACGGUUAUUCAAUACUUAUCUAUUUCGACGUACUCGUUCUACCUUACGACUGUAAAGACGGAGCUAAAGAAUAUUUUCUGCAGAAAAAGAAGGUCUUCUGUCGUCAAAAUCUCGUCACAUGUGACACCACAAUGAAGCAAAGUGUCACUUCCCAUGCUCGACUAUCUCUGAAUCUUGGCACUGUUUUUUGUCGAACUUCUCUCAGCUGA
Messenger RNA from Strongylus vulgaris, 432 nucleotides. The record is from the annotation of a GenBank genome assembly. NCBI's taxonomy places the organism in Eukaryota, Metazoa, Nematoda, Chromadorea, Rhabditida, Strongylidae.